Onthophagus taurus is the source of this 1440-nucleotide messenger RNA. Its product is annotated as pre-mRNA-splicing factor RBM22. NCBI's taxonomy places the organism in Eukaryota, Metazoa, Arthropoda, Insecta, Coleoptera, Scarabaeidae. The record is from RefSeq and is a predicted model, not a curated record. Gene Ontology annotation, cellular component: U2-type catalytic step 1 spliceosome; U2-type catalytic step 2 spliceosome; Prp19 complex. Gene Ontology annotation, molecular function: metal ion binding; U6 snRNA binding; pre-mRNA binding.
GUCAUCUUUAGCAUCUGUCAAACGUCAACGCUCGUUUUUUAACGAAUUUAUUUUACAUUUAAGUCCUAAAAAACCAAUAAAAACCUCUUAAAAUCAAUAAUUAUGGCUACCUCGAAAACGACAAAUACGUACAACAGACAAAAUUGGGAAGAUUCGGAUUUCCCAAUUUUAUGCCAAACAUGUUUGGGGGAUAAUCCUUUUAUUCGAAUGACAAAAGAAAAAUACGGAAAAGAAUGUAAAAUUUGUUCGAGACCGUUCACGGUGUUCCGGUGGUGUCCUGGUGCUAGGAUGAGAUUUAAGAAGACGGAGGUUUGUCAAACAUGCAGUAAAUUAAAGAACGUAUGCCAAACGUGUUUGUUGGAUUUGGAAUAUGGGCUUCCAAUUCAAGUAAGAGACGCUGCGUUAAAAAUGAAGGAUGAAUUACCAAAAAGUGAUGUUAACAAGGAAUAUUAUAUACAAAAUAUGGAAAAUGAAUUAACAAAAUCGGAUUCUGGAAGUUUAGUUGGAAAUAAAGUAAAUGAACCAAACGAGUUAUUAAUGCGUUUAGCACGUACAGCGCCGUAUUAUAAAAGAAAUCGCCCCCAUGUUUGUUCAUUUUGGGUUAAAGGCGAAUGUAGAAGAGGUGAAGAGUGUCCGUAUCGUCACGAAAAACCAACCGAUCCUGAUGAUCCCUUGGCGGAUCAAAAUAUUAGAGAUCGUUAUUAUGGAGUUAAUGAUCCUGUUGCUGAUAAGUUAUUGAAAAGAGCUGCGGCUAUGCCGGCUUUACCACCGCCGGAUGAUCGUACAAUCACUACUUUAUAUAUUGGUAAUAUUGGAACUUUAACCGAGCAAGAUUUAAGAGAUCAUUUUUAUCAAUACGGAGAAAUUCGCUCGUUAAGUUUAGUCCCAAAACAACAAUGCGCAUUUGUGCAAUACACAACUAGAGUUGCUGCUGAAACUGCUGCAGAAAAAACGUUUAAUAAAUUAAUUUUGGGUGGGCGAAGAUUAACAAUAAAGUGGGGGCGUUCCCAGGGAAGGAUUGGGGGUGGAGUUGUUGCUGGAAAUUUAGAAGCUUACGAACCAGUUCCUGGUUUACCUGGUGCUUUACCUGAAUUAAGCAACAAUUUCUUCAAUUUGGAUAUUCCAUUACCAAAUAUGCCACCACCGUCUUCUUUAUUAGUUCCACCUAUGUUUCCACCACCCCCAAUGCCACCUUUCUUCUUUAACCCACCGCAAUUACCGCAGUUUACAGCGGACGUUGGUAAUAGAAAUGUCGCUUCUACUUCUACGGCGGCAUCAACAGUCGUUAGUAGCGAUAAUGUGACCAGUAAACCAAUUGUGCAUUAUCCCAGUCAAGAUCCAGCAAGAUUAGGAGCUACUCAAUUACAUGGAGAAAAUUAAUUUUUCUUUUUUAAUUUAUUAUAAGGAAUUAAUUUAGUAUGAAUAUGUUAAAAUAAGAUU